CCUCCCUCCGCUCCGGGGCGGUCUCGGCCGCCGAGCUCGGGCUGCGGCAGCCCGGGGGUGCGCAGCGGCGGCGGGAUGGACUGGCAGGUGCUGACCCGGGAGCUGUCCCUCUACCUGGAGAGCCAGGUCCGCGUGGGGCUCUUCGGCUCCGGCGUGGGCUUGUCGCUGGUGCUGGGCUUCGGCGUCGCCUACGCCUGCUACUACCUCAGCAGCAUCGCCAAGAAACCACAGCUGGUGGCCAGCAACAAACGUUUCUGCCGCUUUCUCGAGGAAUAUUGCCCUGUUGUGACAGAAACUUACUAUCCCACGAUUUGGUGCUGGGAAGGUCGGGUGCAGACACUCCUGCGUCCCUUUAUCACUUCUAGACCCCAAGUACAGUACAGAAAUGAGCUCAUUAGAACAGCAGAUGGAGGACAGAUUUCGUUGGAUUGGUUUGAUAAUAAUGACAGCUUAUAUUAUCCGGAUGCCAGCACAAGACCUACUGUCCUGUUAUUGCCUGGUCUGACAGGAACGAGCAAGGAAUCCUACAUUCUUCAUAUGAUCCAUCAGAGUGAAACGCUGGGAUAUAGAUGCGUGGUUUUUAACAAUCGUGGAAUUGCUGGUGAGGAUCUUUUGACCCCAAGGACUUACUGUGCAGCUAACACAGAGGAUUUAGAGGCAGUUAUUCAUCACAUACACAGCUUGCACCCCUCAGCUCCGUUCAUGGCAGCCGGUGUCUCUAUGGGAGGCAUGCUUCUUUUAAAUUACCUGGGCAAAACUGGCAGAGACACUCCUUUAAUGGCAGCUGCAAUUUUCUCUGCGGGUUGGAAUGUUUUUGAGUCUGUAGAGUCUCUGGAGAAGCCACUAAACUGGCUUCUUUUCAACUAUUACUUGACUACUUGUCUACAAUCCUCCAUCAGCAGGCAUCGACAAAUGUUGGAAAAAUUAUUUGACAUGGAUCUCGUGAUGAAGGCUAGAACUGUUAGAGAAUUUGAUAAACAGUUCACUUCAGUCAUGUUUGGCUACCGUACAAUUGAUGAUUACUAUGAAGACGCUAGCCCAUGUCGCAAGCUGAAGUCAGUAGGAAUUCCAGUGUUAUGUCUGAACUCUGUGGAUGAUGUUUUCUCACCGGGUCAUGCUAUACCAGUAGAAACUGCCAAACAAAACGCAAACGUUGCUUUGGUUCUGACUUCUUGCGGAGGCCACAUUGGUUUUCUGGAAGGAAUAUGGCCAAGGAAGUGCACUUACAUGGACAGAGUCUUCAAGCAGUUCGUGCAAGCUGUGUUUGAGCAUGGAAACAAAAUCUUUAGCAUGUAGCUUUGGACCACUACUGUAGCACAGUGGCACAUUCUGACAAGGGCAGUUAAGCUUAAUGCACAAAUUUUAACUACUGUAAGCCAGCAAAUGGAUGAAGUCCAUUAGUACAUGCAAAAAUAUUUUUUGCCUAAGAUUUUGUAGCAAGAAACUAAAUAUUAUGUUGUCACUUUUGUAUUUAUUUUUAAUAUGCCUUACUAAGAAUGACCUUAAAUGAAACAGUGUUCUGCAUACAUCAAAUUGCACUUAACCAAAACCAUCAAUAGCUUGUAAUUCCUCAGGAUUUUAAUUUAAACUACUAUAUUUAGGAGAUGUAAUGUAGAUGGCUUUUAAUAUUAGAAUGGCAACACUCAAGAUAGCAUUUAUUAUCCUGUCACACGUAGUUAAAGUUGAUCUAUUCCUUAGGUGAAAAUCUUAAAAUAUGAAAACAAAAGGAAGGAACAGGAAGAAGCACUGGUUCUUCAAAUAAGUCUAAAUUGCAGCAUCCUAUUCCGUAGCAUUAGACUGAUCUGCUUUUGCUAUUUUACCCUGAGAGUAUCGGGAUUUAGGGCUAGCUACUGUUUUUUAAACUAUGUCAAUGCCAUAUCCAUUUUACAUGAUUUUUUAAACAGUUUAUUUAUAGUGUUUACAUAUAACCAAAAGAUUCCUUUAAAACAGUACUGUAAUAACUUAUGUAAUUGAAAGACAUUUUGCAUUUCAAUGUUUGUGUAUAGCCGGGUGUUACCAUAUAUGUAAUACAUACUUCAUAUAACUGGUAAUUUCAAUUACUCUGUCUGUUAUGUUUAUAUUACCCUGCGAGAACAUGUCUGUUUUAAAGAAUAAACAUUACAGCAUUAGGAAACUAUCAUAAAGUCUGUUUUAAAUUAAAAAAAAAAAUAAUCUGAACCCAUUGUCUGUGCUACUGUUUCAGAUAAUUUCUAAAAGGGUUUAACAAACUGUUUAAAGAAAGGUGGGAGCUGGGGGGUGGUCUCUCUGGUUUGCUGUUUGAUUCUUUGUCAGCACUUCGGCAAGAGGUGGUGACAUCAGUGUUCUCCUCAGCCCUGCAGCAGAGCGAGAGCUAAAGCGGGUCCCUGAGGGAAAAGGACAGUGAGACGCAUUUUGAAGCUGCUGGGAAGUCCUAAUUUAGGGCAUGUUGAAAUUAAAUCCUUUAACCAGCUUCCAUGGAGGACCCCUCUCAUUCUGCUGUCAGAUUUGGGCCUAGCCACACAAGAUCAGGCAGUAAAAGUGCAAAGGCGUCCUCGUUUCUAUGUUUUGAGCGGGGUCAGUACCACAAUAAAAUGUGGAUAAAAAAGCAAGUCAGGUCUUCUGUCACAAGCAGUAUGUGAACAGUCCUCUUGCGAGGCAUGUUUCCUAGUAACAGCAAAGGCAAAGGAAGAACAAAAAUACAUUUUGUCUUUAGAAGAAGAAGAAAUCAGGACAUGCUAUAGAAAAGCUAGUUUUGUAAGGUGGAAGGUUAAAUUAAAAAUCAAAAAGUGCUUUUAGGUUGUGACUUUUUAGGGCAAGGCAUUGGUCCUUGUGCAAAUAAUAAAAUCUAAAUUCUUCCCUGAUAAGGAAAAUGAGAAAAGUGACUUGUAAAAGUGAAACAAAGUUUUGUGCAUGUUGCUACAGCAGAUGAAAUCAUAGUAUUAGUAGGGUGCCUUAUUCAUCCUUACGUUCAUUUUCAUUAAAAGUUAUGUUCCCGCA
Molecule: messenger RNA, 2976 nt
Organism: Oxyura jamaicensis (ruddy duck)
Lineage: Eukaryota; Metazoa; Chordata; Aves; Anseriformes; Anatidae
Gene: ABHD3
Product: abhydrolase domain containing 3, phospholipase
Exons: 9
Coding region: 76-1296 (406 amino acids)
Biological process (GO): phosphatidylcholine metabolic process; medium-chain fatty acid catabolic process; medium-chain fatty acid biosynthetic process
Molecular function (GO): glycerophospholipid phospholipase A1 activity; monoacylglycerol lipase activity; acetylesterase activity
Source: RefSeq, a predicted model, not a curated record